Chroicocephalus ridibundus (black-headed gull) is the source of this 1412-nucleotide messenger RNA. RefSeq names its product complexin-3-like. Gene Ontology annotation, cellular component: terminal bouton; SNARE complex. Gene Ontology annotation, biological process: regulation of neurotransmitter secretion; synaptic vesicle exocytosis; neurotransmitter transport. Gene Ontology annotation, molecular function: syntaxin binding. The record is from RefSeq and is a predicted model, not a curated record. The transcript has 3 exons. The coding region runs from base 648 to 1127 and encodes 159 amino acids. Lineage: Eukaryota; Metazoa; Chordata; Aves; Charadriiformes; Laridae.
AUGGGAAUUGCUUGCGUAUAGAUUACGGGAGCGGGGCACGUCCUCCGGCGGCGGGAAGCCCCCGGCCGCGCCGGCUCCCAAGCAAUCUCGACGUCUCGGUGGAGCCGGGAUUAACGGGGGCACGAGGCCGCACACACGCGGGCGAUGGUGCGUGUGCGCCCGCCCGCCGCCUCGCCUUCCUUCCCGUCCUUUGACCCUUGAUUGGGUUUUUUGGGCUAAUCCUCUUGGGUCUCCCGCGCGCCGACUUUUUGCACCUCCAACCCCCCCUGUGCCGGUGCGGGUGGCGUUGGGUCCCUGUGGCGCUGGGCUCCCCCCAUCACGGUCCGGCGCUGAGGGUGCCGCCCUCCCUCAGGCCCACGCAAUGGGGGUCUUUCAGCCCAGUCCAUCCUCCCCAUCACCCCAACGAGGCAGCACCCCACUGUGUCCCUGCGCCACCGCCCCCCUCAAGCACCCUUGGGUGCAGCGAGAGGCGCGGGAAGGUCUUUCCACCCCGUUGGCUGUGUCUUCCCCUCCUAAUGCCUUAAUCCGCCCCUGAUCCGCUGCGCCCGUGGGGCAGCCGGUCCCGCUGACCUUGCAGGCGCCGGCCCCGGGCAGGGACCCGGUGGCACUGGGCACCGUGGGGCACGGGCUGCCACAGCCGCCCACCCAUGGCCACCUUCUUCACAGCCACCCUGAAGAGCUUUCAGGGGAGCAAGGAGGAGCCACCCAAGGGGCCCCCCAAGGAUGGCAAGGCGGCCACGCUGCCCAACGGCAUGGCCCGCGAGGAGUUUGAGGAGUACCAGAGGCAGCUGCUGGAGGAGAAGAUCGAACGGGACAAAGCCUUUGCGCAGAAGAAGGCAGAACGGGCCGCCAUGCGGAUGCACCUGCGGGACAAGUACCACCUGGCCCAGGACGAGCGGGACGACGCUCAGCUGCACGUGGCCGGCGGCGCGGUGGAGCUGCCGGAGGAGCUGGCCGCCAUGGUGCGCAGCGAGGGGGAGGAGGAGGAGGAAGAGGAGGAAGAGGAGGAGGAUGGCGCCGGGGCCUUUGCCUUCCUGACAAAGCUGCGGGAGGCGGACCUGCCAGCGCUGCGGGACCGCGCGCUGGGCACCAUGGACGAGGUGAAGGAGAAGUGCGCCCUGAUGUAGCGUCGCUGCCUGCCCUGCCGGCCGGUGACACCGGCAGCGCUGGGGCUCAGCCCCUGCCCCCCAGGAGUGAUGGGAUGCAGGUGUUACAGGUGCCGUUACCUGGGGGUGGGGGGUCCCGAUACGCGUGCUGGGGGUGGCUUUCCCUCCCCAAAACCGUUCCCGGUUGCUUUCCCGGGGUGCGCCGGGUGGGUGCUGGGGUGCAGGACACCUGGCUCCCCUCCAGCCGUGCUGGCCAAGCCCCUCCCCACCGUGCCCCUGGGGUGAGCCCCUGGACACAGCGGGUGA